Ectocarpus siliculosus is the source of this 660-nucleotide messenger RNA. The record is from the annotation of a GenBank genome assembly. Lineage: Eukaryota; Phaeophyceae; Ectocarpales; Ectocarpaceae.
UCAACGACUCUGAAGCGAUGACUAUCACUUCAUCGAUGCUGUGGUACCUCUGCCCACAUCUACAAAUUCCACGUGUCAUUGUUCCUCCCGGUGUUGACCACUUAGCUCGUCUUCCUGGUGAAGAGAACCGGUCGGUCGUCACCCCCCAGGACAAAGAAAGUUUGUCGCGAUGAAGUCGGCGACAUCGGUCCCAAAGCAGCUUCUCAAAGCUAUCGCGGCUAACGAGCACACCCUGUGAUGCAAGACACCCCACUCGUGCCACAUGAUCGGAGGGGAGAAUUUUCCCGAACGGUAGAGGCCAAGAUCCAUCCUGUUGCUCCAAUAAGUCAGAUCCCACAGCGGCGGCAGCUAGCUACGCGGACUUUCCCGGAACCGGACGUUCAGUGUGGUGGCGCGCGCACGUACCGCCAGUCGGAACACGUGCUGGUGGGGCCUGUUCGUUCGUCCAGGAUGACGUCCCAGAAUCUUUGGCGGUUUUUCGGUCCCCCAUAGACCUGCGUGUGUGGCAGAGUCGCUGUGUGUCCGUGACUGGGCGUACAGUUGGCACAGCAGUCUCGUCCGUUGUGCACAUCUGUAUGCACGAAUUGUUGUGAAAAUCAUUGCAAAGUUGACAGGCAAACACACACUCGCUCAUGCCCGAUUUCGGUGAGCCGUUGGCUG